CGCUAUUACCAACUUCAAAUUCCAAGUGAAAAAGCAAACUGAGAAAAACACAGAAAAUAGAGAGAGAGAGAGAGAAAACAGUGAGAGAAAAUGGGCAGAGCUCCUUGCUGUGAAAAGCUUGGAUUAAAGAGAGGUCCUUGGAGCAAAGAAGAAGAUGACUUACUCAUCAAUUAUAUUAAUAAAAAUGGCCACCCUAAUUGGCGUGCACUUCCCAAACUUGCAGGUCUGUUAAGGUGCGGAAAAAGUUGUCGUCUCCGAUGGACUAAUUAUUUGCGACCUGAUAUUAAGAGAGGGAACUUUACUCCUGAAGAAGAAAACACCAUUAUCAAGUUGCAUCAAGUUCUUGGAAAUAGGUGGUCUGGAAUUGCAGCAAGGUUACCGGGACGAACAGAUAAUGAAAUAAAAAACAUUUGGCAUACUCGUUUGAAGAAGAGAGCGGAUGAUAAAUCUCAACCUCAACAAACUCAAGAGAUACAAGAUCAACAAACCAUGGAAACAUCAAAAUCCGAGGAAAAUUUGGUCACACAUUCAUCAGAGCCCGAAAAUUCUGAGGAAAUAUCAAGUCCUAAAACAAACUUCCAGAUUCAACAACACCCAAAUUCUUCGUCGUCAACAUCGUUUAGUGGAGAUUCAUGUUCAAACACAACUGCUACGAGUAUGAGUACGAGUUCUCUUGCUGAUGAAUCAAGAGAUCAAAUACUGUUGGACAAUUUGCUUGAAGUUGACGACAAUUUUUGGUCCGAGGUACUAUGGGCACCAGCUGAAACUAAUGACUAUAAUCUUUCAGAUUUGUCAUUUUCUUCAUUGGAGGAAAAUUACGAGCUUAAUUCUAGCUUGAAUGAUAACUGGUUUUGGGAUGAUCUUUUUUCAACAGCCAAUGAGUUGAUGUUAGAAUUGCCUGAAUUAUGAGUCCAAAAAGGAAUAAACAUUUUCUUUUUUUGUUGCCUUUUUUGGUGUACAAUAAUUGAGAGCACGGGAAGCUAAUUUUUAAAGCUAGUGACCAAAAGUUUUGUGACAAUAAAUCAUGAUUAGUUGAAUGAUCAUUGAAUGUUAGUCAUUACUUUUACAAUCUAAAA
This is a messenger RNA of Nicotiana attenuata, 1076 nucleotides long. Its product is annotated as myb-related protein Myb4-like. The record is from RefSeq and is a predicted model, not a curated record. The coding region runs from base 91 to 909 and encodes 272 amino acids. The transcript is spliced from 3 exons. NCBI's taxonomy places the organism in Eukaryota, Viridiplantae, Streptophyta, Magnoliopsida, Solanales, Solanaceae.